AUGCCUGCUCAUACACCUCUAAGCAAACUCGCUAUUAAGCGACACAGCUCAAGACACCAUCGAAAUACCCCAGACACUCAGAGCUCUACUUACACCAAGACACCUUCUCCGCAAACAUAUCGAAGUCGUAACUUGAAACUUGCCGGCAUCUACAUUGAUAAAGUAGCCGAGCUGCCACCCAAGAUCGAUAAGUAUAUACGACAUAUCCUCGGGAUCACGUCAUGGGAAGACCGAGUGACGGCCUCGAACCAACUUCAAAUGCAGCCACGUUUCAAUGAACUAGCAGAGAAAUUGAUUGCAAAGUCAAAAGAGGACGCCUCUAGGUGUAUGCUCGAGGCGGAGUGGCAGACAAACCUAAAUUAUGUUUUAAGGGCUAUCGCCGAUAUACUAGAAGGUGUAGUCCAAACAAAUACGUCUGAGAAAAUUUGGAAUGCGGAUCUCAAACCAAGGCAGGCAUCGCUGGACACGUUACGGAACAAAGCACAGGACGGAACGCAAACCCCCAUGUUCGAUCCAGCGCAAACCAGUUCUCCACGAAUCGAUCCAAAUCUCACCAGGGUCACCGACUCAGAUUAUUCUGAAUCAACGUCACCACCCUCACACGCGGAAUCAGCCGUCACAACCACUAGUACUCCUAGUACUGAUGUGGCAAGCGCAUUCCAUAUCAGAACACCAAAACCAGACAUUACGGUUGGGCUGGCAGACGAGGCGUUUACACCACAGCAACAGCUGCUGCUUACCUAUCACCAGGCAAAAAAGUCAAUCUUGAGCGAACCUCACGCGGCUGAGAUGGGCAUCCGGUUUCCGUUCAUGAUUGCGGAGACGAAGGGCUGGAGCGAGAAGGGGACUCUUAUGAGCGCGCAGAAUCAGGCCGCUGUUGGCGGUGCUUGCAUGCUAAAGAUUCUGAAGGAUUUGACUGACUAUGCCGCACGUGGCAUUGGUCUUCACCCAAAGCAAGAAUCGCCACCGACAACACCAGAAGAGCUGUUUCCCACGCUGGCUAUAUGUUUCUCUGUCGUAUCUGAAGGGCCUAUCCAUGAGCUAUGGGUGCAUUUCGAGCGCGAAGACGAGUUCCACAUGCACAAUCUUAAUGCGUGGCGCACUACAAAGAGAUCUCACGCGGAAGAGUUUGUGAACUGUCUAGGCCGGAUAAUCGAGUGGGGCAAAGGUGAUUUCAAACAGGGCAUUGUUCAAAAGCUGGGCUGA
Messenger RNA from Bipolaris maydis ATCC 48331, 1206 nucleotides. RefSeq lists its product as uncharacterized. The record is from RefSeq and is a predicted model, not a curated record. Lineage: Eukaryota; Fungi; Ascomycota; Dothideomycetes; Pleosporales; Pleosporaceae.